Mytilus trossulus (common blue mussel) is the source of this 4592-nucleotide messenger RNA. RefSeq names its product CD109 antigen-like. NCBI's taxonomy places the organism in Eukaryota, Metazoa, Mollusca, Bivalvia, Mytilida, Mytilidae. The record is from RefSeq and is a predicted model, not a curated record. Gene Ontology annotation, molecular function: endopeptidase inhibitor activity. Bases 14 to 4399 code for a protein of 1461 amino acids. Gene Ontology annotation, cellular component: extracellular region. The transcript is spliced from 36 exons.
ACAAGGAGUAACCAUGCGACUUGUUUUAAGUCUGCUAUUGGCUCAUGUUGGGCUCGUAGUGGCCAAAAAUACAUACAUCGCAACUGUACCGAAACAGAUAAGAGCUGGAGCAUCCGCUAGAAUUUGUUUAUCAGCUUUAAAGAGAAGUGAUAGAAAAGUGACAAUUUUUGCAACUAUACUAGACAAAGAAAACAAAACAAUAGCCAGUACACAGGCACAACGCGUGUUACGUCAGGGACAAGGAGUUGUUCAUAUAAAAGUACCAGGAAACACCCCCGCAGGAUAUGAUUACAAGAUCCGAGUGCGCGUUAUCGGUGAUAUUACAUUUGACCAAACUGCUACAAGAGUCCAAGUUUCAAGCAAAGUGUCGUCCAUUUUUAUCCAGACUGACAAAGCCAUUUACAAACCAGGAGAUCUAGUUCAGUUUAGAGUUUUUGGUAUUAAUACAAGAUUAAAAGUUCUCACAGCUCCUUUGACAAUUUAUAUACAAGAUCCCAAAAGAAAUAGAGUAAAACAAUUUCUGAAUGUUCGUCCAUCGUUUGGUGUAUUUGCCGGGACAUUCCAAUUAUCUACAUUGACAAAUCUGGGAAGCUGGACAAUCAGAGUGGAGCAAAAGAGAGAAAAGAGCACUAAGUAUUUUGAGGUGGAACGGUUUGUUCUACCUAAAUUUGAAGUGAACGUUGUAUUGCCUCAAUUUGAACUGAAAACAGACAGAUUUUUCAAAGUAACUAUUAACGCACUGUACACUUUUGGGAAGCCAGUUCAAGGUGAUGCAGAAUUGACUAUCAAACGUCGAUGGGGACGAAAUACUAAAGAUCAGAUUGUAAAGAAAUUCAAGAUAAAUGGAAAAGCUACAAUCCGAGUUUUGAUGAGUGAAAUUGUACCGAAACUGGGAACUUACAUAGAAGUUAUAGCUAAAGUAACAGAAUCAAUUACAGGCAUCUCAGCAAAUGAUACAGGAAAUGUCCAAAUCUAUGACACACCAGAAAAACUUACGUUUUCCUCAAGUAUGUCUAGCAAUUUCAAACCUGGAUUGGACUAUACAAUAAUAUUAAGAGCCACACAGAGAGACGACAGUCCAUUAAAACCACCAUUGGGAUUUGUAAACAUCACGGUAACGUAUACAGUGCCUGGUAAACAGAAACCACAGCCUGGGCCGCAAGGGGCGCCUGGAUCUCGUGGUGAUCAGAUUAGGCCUAUUCCGUCAUUUCCACCACCAAUAAACACAGACAGUAAAGUAUUGUGGACACGUUUGGAACAGAUCCCAGAAUCAGGAAUAAUUGUACUCUCAGCUAAAUUCCCUAAAGCAGCACAGUCUGGUAUAAUAGAGGCUGUCUAUCGCAAAUCGAGAGCGUCCAGAUAUUUGUCCCGUGCAGAAUCCCCUAGCAGAAACUACAUACAAGUUGAAGUUAAAAAUAACCAAAAAGCUCAGCCUGGUCAGAGAUUACCAUUGGUUAUAAAAGUAACAGAAAUGAUCCGCUUCUGCAAUUACAAAGUUUUUUCAAAAGGAUCACUUGUACAAAAUGGACGAUUCGGUAUGAGAAACAGAAAGCAGCAUGAUCAUACCCUCAGAAUCAAUUAUGCAAUGAUUCCUCAAGCAAAGUUACUGAUUUACUAUGUAAGACGACGAAAUGGCGAAGUUGUAGCUGAUGCCAUUACGUUUCCUAUUGAGGAUAUAUUCAAAAAUAAAGUGAACAUUAACUUCAACACAAGACGAGCUAAGCCAGGUGAUGACGUAGAAGUCGGAUUGACAGCGGAUCCAAACUCAUUAGUCAAUGUUCUAGCAGUCGAUAAAAGUGUUCUAUUAUUGAAAUCAGGAAAUGAUAUCACUUCACAAGAUGUAUUGAAUGAACUUCAAAGUUAUGGCAACUCGGGAUUCUUUUCAAGAAGUAGUUGGGACUUCUGGUUACCAAGACCUGUUUACGGCAGGGAUGCAUUCUCGAUUUUUAAUGGAGCUGGUGUUUAUGUAUUAACAGAUGCUUUGCUUUAUCAGUAUAUUCCUCCACAAUCCGUGCGAAUGUUUUCUUCUGGACACCGUGGCCAACCUGGACCCUCUGCAUCCUUCGCUGAUGAUGGUGGAGGGGGCUUAGGAGGGGGCUUAGGAGGGGGCGCUGCAGGAUUCGCAGGAAGUGGCAGUCUUGCUAGUCCCACACGAACACGGAAGAAUUUUCCAGAAACAUGGUUGUGGGUAAACAGCACUACAGGUUCGGAUGGAACUGCAACAAUAAGAACAACAGCUCCGGAUACUAUUACAGAAUGGAUUGCAUCAGCAUUUGCUGUUAAUCCAAACACCGGUCUCGGAGUUGCUGCAAAUACUGCAAAUUUAACAACUUUCCAAAGGUUUUUCAUGCGCUUUGAACUUCCGUAUUCUGCCAUACGAGGGGAGGUUAUUAUAGUUCAAGCCACAGUAUUCAAUUACUUAGACCAAGAUCAACAGGUUUCUGUAAAGCUUGCUAACAAUGUUAACUUUACCUUUGUUGAUGCUAACGGAAACGACUUCAAUCCAGGCCCAGACGGGUGGACAAAGUCUGUGUUAGUGAAGGAAGACAGUGUGGCGUCUGUAUAUUUUCCUCUCAAACCAACAGCUCUUGGUAAAAUACUUUUGGACGGAACUGCAAGAUCUACUAUUGGAGCCGACGCUGUACAGCGUGAAUUCCUAAUAGAGGCCGAAGGUAUCAAACAAAACUACAACGUUCCAUUACUUAUUGACCUCCGACAAGGGGGAAGGGUUCGUGAGACCAUUUCUUUGUCUUUCCCGCCAAAUCUUGUUGAAGAUUCAGAAUUUAUCAAAAUUCAAGUUAUUGGUGACCUAUUAGGGGCAACACUAGCCGGCCUGGAGGAUCUCCUUCAGAUUUCAUACGGCUGUGGAGAACAGAACAUGAUCAGAUUCGCUCCAAAUGUUUACGUCAGCUCUUACCUGAAAACAACAAACAGACUUACAAAUGAUGUACGAAAUAGAGUAGAGAGCAUUUUAGAGGGAGGUUAUCAAAGAGAACUGUCCUAUGUUCAUGAUGAUGGAUCUUUCAGCGCUUUUGGAAACAACGAUAAAAGUGGAACUACCUGGUUGACUGCUUUUGUGAUCAAAUCGUUUUCACAAGCUGUAAGUUUUACCUAUAUUGAUAUCAAUGUCAUAACAAAGGCUGUUCAAUGGAUAAUUAAGCAACAAGAAACAUCCGGGGCCUUUAACGAACCAGGAAUUGUUCUUCACAAGGAAAUGCAGGGAGGAUCAGUGUCUAGUAAAAGAAGUCUGACUGCAUUUGUCCUCAUAGCACUUCUUGAAGCACGAGAUAUUAAUCUAGUAGCCAAGGAGGUACAGAAGAGUGUAACCGAUUCUAUAAAUAAAGCAGUUACAUUUGUGGCAAACGGUGCACCUGCAUCCAUUGCUAAUAUUUAUGAACUUGCUAUAUCAUUCUAUGCAUUAUCUCUGGCGAAACAUUCGAUAGCAAGUGCAAUUUUGGCAGAACUUGAGAAACAGGCAAAGGUCAAUGGCGGUGAAAAAUAUUGGACUUUACCUGAAACCGAAGCUGACAAACUGCAACCUUGGAAAACCUGGAGACCACCCCAAACUAAAGUUAGAGCUAUAGAUGUCGAAAUGACCUCUUAUAUACUGUUAGGAUACAAUCUGAAGGACGAUACAGACAACGGCAUUCGAAUAAUGAAAUGGUUAGGUAGACAAAGAAACCCACGAGGGGGGUUCAUUUCUACACAGGACACAGUUAUAGCAAUUCAAGCACUGUCAGGGUUGGGAGAAAAGAUUUACGUGCCUAAUUUUCAAAUGAGUGUAAAUACUGUUGGUGACACGUGGACUCAAGGAAAAACAUUUGAUGUAAACAACAGGAAUGCUCUGGUGCUACAAAUAGAAGAUAUUCCAAAUACAGUACGAAGUGUAUCGGUGAAUGCUAAUGGAAAAGGACUGUGUCUUAUGGAGGUUGCAGUUUAUUUCAAUGUUAACAACGACUUACGAGAGCCAGCAUUUGCUCUAACAACAACAGUACUCAAUGACUCAACUAAAGGAUUCAGACUCAGAGUUUGCUUCAAUUGGUUAAGAGGAGGACAGAGUACUAUGGGUAUAUUAGAAAUAUCUUUACCAUCUGGAAUGGAAGCUGACUUAGACUCAAUCGAUACUACCAAUACAGGAGGACAGUACAAAAAAGUGGAGAAGGCUUUCCGCCAAAUUAAUUUAUAUUUUGAUACGAUUUUGUCAGAGCAAAUGUGUAUUGAAGUCGACAUUAGGAGGGUUGCACUGGUUGCUCGACAUAAACCUGUAUGGGUCAAAUUGAGGGAAUAUUAUGAGCCAAGUAAUGAAGUUGUCAAGUUUUACCAAUCGAAAGCUCUUGCAAAUGCUACCAUUAUAGAAGUGUGUGGUCCGAACAAUUGUGAAGAAGUGAAGAGACGAUAAUCCUGAAAUACGAGAAAGGAAAAAGUUUUCCAAACAAUCUUUAGAUAUUAUUUUUCUUUUUAUAUACAUAAAUAGAAAUUGGGUUUUACAGGAUAUCUUAUGUCAAGCAUUAUAUUCAAAAAUGUAUAACUUGUACUUGAAAAUCCUAAAGCGGAUCUGUGAUUGUAUCAACUGUUGCUACAUGUUGUUUAAA